AUGACGGAAACUCAAUACUCAACCGCCUUUGACCACCUAAAACCAUCCACAACUCAAAAAGAUGAAGACAAAUUAAAUUUAUCCUCAUUAUCCUCCAUCACUACUCUUGACACUUCUUCCCCCUAUAACACCAUUUACACCACUGCGUCCGAUAAAACUCUUACAGAAGAACCCGUGGUCUCAAAAGAUCUCAUCGAUUCCGUUUUUAGCACAUUCAGUGAUAAUUCGGUGGGUGAUAUCGAUUUGAGUUUGAAUGUGAGUCGCAAUAGUCUCGGCAGCACCACCAUCGUCGAAAAACGUAAUAGU
Messenger RNA from Acaulospora colombiana, 306 nucleotides. NCBI's taxonomy places the organism in Eukaryota, Fungi, Glomeromycota, Glomeromycetes, Diversisporales, Acaulosporaceae. The record is from the annotation of a GenBank genome assembly.